AUGACGAUGCUCAAAAACUUCGUAUCAGUUGGUCAAUUAGGCCACAACGCCGCCAGAAACGCCCGCCGAGUCCAAUUCCAGCCAGGUUUCCAGGCACCCGUCACUGCUGUGCAACAGAGGAGAGCUUUUCGCUCGCUUCCAUGCUUGCGGACAUCCGAAGAGCAGCCAAGAAUGCAUAACAGAAACGAACUAGAUCCCCAGCGAUCGGAGGGCACAAAGACCGGUACCGACAACGAAGUCGCAACCCAUCACGCGGCCUACGAUCCAAAAAACACCUCCCCCGAAAGCGAAAUCAAUCAAGCUGAGAAGGAAAGCGAACAGGGAGGCAAAGUCAGCAAUCCCUUGGACGUAAGUGCUGCGAACAAAGAUGUCAGUGGAGCACGUGAUCCGCAAGAAGGAGGGCCAGACCGCAAUGCGGAGAAGGAACCGAGUGGGAGAGGAUCACCCAGGAAGGGAAGAGAGGUGCACGUCGGAGGUAAAAAAUAA
Molecule: messenger RNA, 486 nt
Organism: Aspergillus lentulus
Lineage: Eukaryota; Fungi; Ascomycota; Eurotiomycetes; Eurotiales; Aspergillaceae
Source: RefSeq, a predicted model, not a curated record